GGCGCGCCUCUUCUUUUUUUCCCCCUUUCGCAGGUUGCUGCCGCUCGGGCUGUGCCGCUCGCGCACAGAAAACGCUCCUCCGGGCUUCCCUUUUGGGAAAAAUCCAAUUAUUGAGGGAGGGAAAGGCAAGCGGCGCACGCGAGAAAGCGAGAGAGAGAGAGCUUGAGAGGAGAAAACGGAGAGGAACUUUCUUCGGGCGCGAGGAACUCGUCUGAGGGGGAACGGGUGCGUGUGCGGCGCCUCCCCGCGAGGCCUCACCUGAAGGAGACGGAGCGCGAGGACGUCGGGGCCGCGAGGGAGCCGCUUCCUGAGGAAAAGCGGGGUCUCGGGGGCCAUUUUGACCUUCCCCAGGGCGCGAAACAGGACCAGAAAGUUGCCUUUUCCCGAGGGCGCCGCUCCCGCCUGCUCUGUUUCGCCUGAGGCGCAUGGACGAGGCCGGAUGAGCGCCUCGCGGGGCCCGGGAGAUGGCUCUGGCCGCCCUGCCUCUGCUGCUGCUGCUACCUUGGCUGGCGGCGGGCGAGUGGGAGCUGCGCCUAGGCCGCUGCCCAGAAGGGGGCGCCCUCCUGCUGGACCUCUCUUUGGGGCCGGAGUGGCGCUGCGACGUGGACGAGGCGCGGACAUCGCCACCGCUGAGGGGCGCCCUAGAGCUCGGCCGCGGAGGGCGUUUGAGGGUGGCGAAGGGCGGCCGGGAGGAGUGCGGUGAAGCCUGGGCAAACGGCCCUUUGGCCCUGCACUUGCGCCUCUCCUCUCCAUCCGCAGGGGGCGCCCUUUUCUGGCUCCGCCUGCCCGCUUUCCAACAUGGCUGCCCUCCCAUUAGGAGGAGGAAGAGGACGCCUCGCCUCUUUGUAGGCCUCACGCCACCUUUGGCCAAUUGGCUCUGCUCUCCUGCUGCUUCCCUGCACCCACAGGCCGCACUCAGGGCCUGGACCAGUUUCCCUCGGUGCCGGUGCUCCAACGGCGUAUCAUUUUCUUGUAACGGGGAAACAAGGAACGGCUCCACUUGCCAGCCACCCUCAGGGCCGCACAGCCACCUCCAGCUCCUUUGUCGCUUGAGGAAAACCUCGGGUGUUGUCCUUCUCGAUCUCAAGGAAGGGCCAGAAGGAAAUAAACGUGAGGUGGCUGUAAGCGCAGAGGUAUCCUUCCCACAAAAGUGGGAUUCCUGGCACCGAGAUCUGCAGAGGAUAUGGAGUGUAAUCACACCGUCGCAGUUUAAGUUGAGCAAUUAUAAAGUUUCCAUUACUGAAAAGCAGCCCACCGGAACAUUGGUAUCCUCCCCACGGAGGUGGGAUUCCCGGCACCAAGGUCUGCGGAGGAUACGGAGUGUAAAUACCCCACUGCAGUUCAGGCUGACCAAUUAUCAAGUUUCCAUUGCCAAAAAUGAGCCCGCCAGGACAUUGGUCUCCCCACAGGGGUGGGGUUUCUGGCACCGAGGUCUGCAGGGGAUGCAGACUGUAAACACCCUUCCACAGUUCAAGUUGACCAAUUAUCAAGUGUCCAUUGCUGAAAAUGAGCCUGCUGGGACAGUGGUAUCCUCUCCACAGAGAUGGGAUUCCCGACACCAAGGUCCACGGUGGAUGCGGAGUGUAAACACCCCUCCGCAGUUCAAGCUGACCAAUUAUCAGGUAUCCAUCCCUGAAAAUCAACCCUCUGGGACAGUUGUCAUUGCACUGGAGGCUCACGAUCCUGACGAGGGUGAGGCAGGCCAUUUGGUGUACUCAAUCGAAGCCUUCUUCGACAAGCGCUCCAAUGAUUACUUCUCCAUCAACGCUGGGACGGGGGUGGUGACGACCACACGCAGCUUGGACCGGGAGACGAAGGAUACUCAUGUGCUGCAAGUGACGGCCACGGAUCAAGGUGCCCCCCGGCAUCGGUCAGCGACCACCUUCCUGACGGUGACUGUGAGCGACACCAACGACCACGGCCCAGUGUUUGAGCAGCCCGAGUACAGAGAAAACAUCAGAGAGAACCUGGAGGUGGGUUACGAGGUGCUGACAAUCCGUGCCACGGACAAGGACGCACCAGACAACGCAAACCUGUUGUAUCGUAUUUUGGAACCAGGGGCCGGGGAAGGCGUUUUUGAGAUUGACCCACAUUCGGGAGUGGUGAGGACUUGUGCCCCAGUUGACCGAGAGGAGGUCUCCGAGUACCAUCUUGUAGUAGAAGCCAACGAUCAAGGGAAAGAUCCCGGCCCUCGGAGUGCCACUGUCACUGUCCAUAUAUCAGUAGAAGAUGAGAAUGACAAUUCUCCACAGUUCAGUGAGAAACGAUAUCAGGUACAAAUCCCAGAGGACACCCCUAUAAACAACCAAGUGCUCCAGGUGCAAGCCACGGACAGAGACCGUGGUAGCAAUGCUCAGGUCCACUAUAGUAUUGUGAGUGGGAACCUUAAGGGCCAGUUCUACAUCCAUUCUUUCUCUGGCUCUAUUGACUUGAUCAACCCUCUGGACUAUGAAACUAUCCGAGAAUACACCCUGAGAAUCAAGGCUCAGGAUGGAGGAAGGCCUCCACAGAUCAAUUCAAGUGGGAUGGUGUCUAUCCAAGUGUUAGAUGUAAAUGAUAAUGCCCCAAUUUUUGUAAGUACUCCAUUUCAAGCCACAGUAUUAGAGAAUGUGCCUGUGGGUUAUUCAGUGUUGCACAUUCAAGCAGUAGAUGCUGACUCGGGGGAUAAUGCUCGUUUGGAAUACAAACUCAUUGAAGUGGCUCAUCCAUCUUCUUUGGUAGCCACUGUUGGAGAUAUGAGUUUUCCAUUCCAGAUUAACAACAGUACUGGAUGGAUUACAGUGUCAGUUGAGCUUGAUCGAGAGACUGUGGAGAAUUACCACUUUGGAGUAGAGGCCAGAGACCAUGGCAUACCUGUGAUGACAUCUUCUGCCAGUGUGUCUAUUACUGUCCUUGAUGUCAAUGAUAACAGUCCUACUUUCACUGAAAAAGUUUAUCAGCUCAGGCUUAAUGAGGAUGCAGUAGUAGGGAGCAGUGUCUUGACACUGACAGCAGUGGACAAAGAUGUCAAUAGUGUGGUGACCUACCAGAUCACUAGUGGUAACACAAGAAACAGGUUUGCUAUUACUAGUCAGAGUGCAGGUGGGCUGAUCACUUUGGCCUUGCCCCUGGAUUACAAGCAGGAAAGGCAGUAUGUGCUGACAGUCACUGCUUCAGAUGGAACUCUAUUUGACACUGUCCAAGUCCACAUCAAUGUCACAGAUGCCAACACACACCGACCAGUUUUUCAGAGUUCCCACUACACUGUGAGUGUCAGUGAAGAUAAGCCUGUUGGCACAUCCAUUGUAACAAUCGUUGCUACUGAUGAGGAUACUGGGGAGAAUGCUCGGAUCACAUAUGUCCUGGAGGACAACAUUCCUCAGUUCCGCAUUGACCCUGAUACAGGCACAAUCACAACAUUAAUGGAGCUAGAUUAUGAGGACCAAGCAUCUUACACCUUGGCUAUCACAGCCCAGGAUAAUGGGAUCCCUCAGAAAUCUGAUACCACCUAUGUGGAGAUACUUAUUCUGGAUGCCAAUGACAAUGUGCCUCGUUUCCUCCGUGACCGCUACCAAGGUGCGGUCUUUGAAGAUGUGCCCCUCUCUACCAGUGUCUUGCAGGUGUCUGCUGUGGACCGUGACUCAGGGCCUAAUGGCCGGCUCCUGUACACUUUCCAGGGUGGUGAUGAUGGGGAUGGGGAUUUUUACAUUGAGGCCACAUCAGGAGUGAUACGGACCUUGCGCAAGUUGGAUCGUGAAAAUGUGGCAGUCUACAGCCUGCGAGCUUUUGCUGUGGAUAGGGGCAGUCCACCCCUCAAAGCCUCUGUGGACAUUCAAGUAACCGUGCUGGAUAUCAAUGAUAACCCGCCUGUUUUUGAACAAGAUGAGUUCGACAUCUAUGUGGAGGAAAACAGCCCUGUUGGUUCUAUCGUGGCUCGGAUCAGUGCUGUAGAUCCAGAUGAAGGAACAAAUGCACAAAUCAUGUAUCAGAUUGUGGAAGGAAACAUCCCUGAGGUUUUCCAACUUGAUCUCCUCAAUGGUGAUCUCACAGCCCUGAUGGAUCUGGAUUAUGAGAGCCAAACAGAGUAUGUAAUCGUGGUGCAAGCUACUUCAGCACCUCUCGUGAGUCGAGCCACUGUCCACAUACGCCUGAGAGAUCAGAAUGACAACCCUCCUGUCUUGCAAGACUUCCAGAUUCUUUUCAACAAUUAUGUCACCAACAAGUCUAACAGCUUCCCAUCUGGAGUGAUUGGCAAAAUCCCAGCACAUGAUCCUGAUAUAUCUGACCACCUUGACUACACCUUUGUCCAGGGCAAUGAGUUAAAUCUGCUGCUUUUGGACUCUGCAACUGGUGAACUCAAGCUCAGCCGUGACCUGGAUAACAACAGACCACUGGAGGCCAUAAUGAAAGUUUCAGUUUCAGAUGGCAUUCACAAUGUGACAGCACUUUGCACCUUACGUGUGACAAUCAUCACCGAUGAUAUGCUGACCAACAGCAUCACUGUACGACUGGAAAACAUGUCCCAAGAGAAAUUUCUCUCUCCGCUACUUGCUCUCUUUGUCGAAGGUGUGGCUACUGUGCUUUCAACAACCAAAGAGGGCAUUUUUGUUUUUAACAUUCAAAAUGAUACUGAUGUCAGCUCAAAUAUUCUCAAUGUUACGUUUUCUGCAUUGCUUCCUGGUGGUAUUCGAAAUGAGUUCUUUCCCUCUGAGGAUCUUCAGGAGCAGAUAUACCUCAACAGAACACUCCUCACUUUGAUAUCUACCCAGCGAGUUCUACCUUUUGAUGACAACAUUUGUCUGCGGGAGCCUUGUGAAAACUACAUGAAGUGUGUGUCUGUACUUAAAUUUGACAGCUCUGCUCCAUUUAUAAGUUCAAACAGUGUCCUAUUCCGACCCAUACACCCUAUCAAUGGGCUGAGGUGUCGAUGUCCCCCUGGUUUUACAGGUGACUAUUGUGAAACAGAAAUUGACCUCUGCUAUUCAAACCCUUGUGGAAACAACGGCCUUUGUCGGAGCCGAGAAGGAGGCUACACUUGUGAAUGUUAUGAAGACUACACUGGAGAAUAUUGUGAAGUAAAUGCUCGCUCUGGACGCUGUGCUCCUGGAGUAUGCAAGAAUGGAGGCACUUGUAUUAAUUUGCUCAUAGGAGGUUUCAAAUGUGAAUGUCCCCCUGGUGAAUAUGAGAGACCUUACUGUGAGAUGACCACAAGAAGCUUUCCUCCUCUGUCAUUUGUCACCUUCAAGGGUUUAAGGCAACGUUUCCAUUUCACCGUCUCUCUCAUGUUUGCAACUAGAGAAAGGAAUGCUUUGCUCCUCUAUAAUGGACGCUUUAAUGAGAAGCAUGAUUUUAUUGCACUUGAGAUUAUUGAAGAGCAGAUCCAGCUGACAUUCUCCGCAGGGGAAACCACUACAACAGUUGCUCCAUUUGUUCCAGGGGGUGUUAGUGAUGGACAAUGGCAUUCUGUUCAAGUACAGUACUACAACAAGCCUAACAUAGGAAGAUUGGGCAUACCUCAUGGACCUUCAGGGGAGAAGGUGGCAGUGGUAACUGUGGAUGACUGCGAUACAGCAGUGGCUGUGCGUUUUGGAAGCUUAAUUGGAAACUACUCAUGUGCUGCUCAGGGAACACAGACAGGAUCAAAAAAGUCUUUGGAUCUCACUGGCCCUUUGCUUCUUGGUGGAGUUCCCAACUUGCCUGAAGAUUUUCCGGUGCAUAACAGACAGUUUGUUGGCUGCAUGAGGAACCUCUCCAUUGACAGCAAGCAAGUUGACAUGGCCAGUUAUAUAGCCAACAAUGGCACUCUGGCAGGCUGCUUGGCUCAGAAGAAUUACUGUACUUCCAACUGGUGUCAGAAUGGAGGCAGCUGUGUGAACAAAUGGAAUACAUACUCUUGUGACUGUCCUCUGCAGUAUGGUGGCAAAAACUGUGAACAAGUCAUGACUUUUCCUUACCGUUUUACUGGGGAGAGCAUCAUCAUCUGGAGUGAUCUUGAUAUCACUAUUUCUGUACCAUGGUACAUUGGUCUCAUGUUUAGAACACGGAAGGUUAACGGUAUGUUAAUGCAAGCUAAUGCAGGGCUGUCAUCAAAAAUCAACAUUCAGAUACUGAAUAAACAUGUGGUUUUUGAAGUUUAUGAUGGACUGAACAAAAUAGCCAAUUUAACAAUGGCCCAGUCCCGAGUCAGUGAUGGCGAGUGGCAUCACUUACUAAUUGAGCUGAAGAGCGCAAAAGAUGGCAAAGACAUCAAGUACUUGGCUGUUGUGACCCUGGACUAUGGGAUGUAUCAGAGCACUGUACAGAUUGGAAAUCAGUUACCUGGACUAAAAAUGAAAAGCAUUAUUGUGGGAGGCGUCUCUGGAGAUCAUGUCUCUGUUCAGCAGGGUUUCUACGGCUGUCUCCAGGGAGUGAGAAUGGGAGAGACACCUACAAAUGUAGCUACUUUGAAUACGGAGCAGGCCACCAAGAUUCAUGUGACAGAAGGCUGUGAAGUGGACAAUCCCUGUGAUUCUAAUCCUUGCCCCCUGCACAGCUAUUGUAGUGAUGACUGGGACAGUUAUUCGUGCAUUUGUGAUCCAGGGUUCUUUGGGACAGACUGUGUUGAUGUGUGUAGCCUGAAUCCAUGUCAACACGUCUCUGCUUGUGUCCAUAAGCCAAGCUCUUCUCAUGGAUACACCUGUGAAUGUGGGCAAAGCUAUUAUGGACAAUAUUGUGAAAGCAAGAUUGAUUUGCCGUGUCCCAGAGGCUGGUGGGGAAAUCCCAUUUGUGGGCCUUGCAACUGUGAGAUCAGUAAGGGCUUUGAUCCCGAUUGCAAUAAGACUAAUGGAGAGUGUCGGUGUAUGGCAAAUCAUUACAGACCACAAAACAGUGACACUUGCUAUCCGUGUGACUGUUUACCUUCUGGUUCCCAAAAUCGCACCUGUGACAAUGAAACAGGACAGUGUCCCUGUAAAGCAGGAGUGAUUGGCCGACAGUGCAAUCGUUGUGAUAAUCCCUUUGCUGAAGUCACCGUUCAUGGCUGUGAAGUGGUUUAUAAUGGAUGUCCCAAAGCAUUUGAGGCUGGCAUUUGGUGGCCACAGACAAAAUUUGGACAGCCUGCUGCUGUGCCCUGUCCCAAAGGAUCAGUUGGAAAUGCUGUUCGGCAUUGUAACAGUGAAAAGGGUUGGCUGCCUCCUGAACUUUUUAACUGUACGACAGUUGGCUUCAUGGAUCUUAAAAUCAUGAACGAGAAGCUUCUGCGCAAUGAGACCAACAUGGAUGGUGAUAAGUCUGUGCAGAUUGCGAAAGUUCUCCAUAGUGCUACAAACCACACAGGCUCCUUCUAUGGGAAUGAUGUGCGAACAGCCUACCAGAUGAUGAUCAGGGUAUUGCAGUAUGAGAGCCAGCAGCAAGGGUUUGAUCUCGCUGCAACGAGGGAUGUGGAUUUCAACGAGAAUAUCAUAAGAGCAGGUAGUGCUUUGCUGGAGCCUAGCACCAAAGAGCAUUGGGAGCACAUUCAAAGGACAGAGGGGGGCACAGCACAUCUGCUGAAACAUUAUGAGGAGUAUUUCAACACUGUGGCAAAGAACAUGCAAAAGACCUACAUGAAACCUUUCAUUAUUGUUGCUGCAAACAUGAUUAUUGCUGUUGACAUCUUUGAAAAGUCUAAUUUUACGGGAGCUAAAGUCCCACGGUUUGAUGCGAUUAAAGAAGAUUAUCCUAGAGAUUUGGAGUCGUCUGUUUUGUUUCCCGAUACUUUGUUCAAAGCUUCCAACAGAAAAGCAGUCCCUACGAUGAAACCUGCAAACUAUAUAUUUCCUUCCAAGAAGGGAGAUGAGAUUUUCAAAAAGGUACUUACCAAAAGAAAGCGUCGACAUCCAGAAGAGUCUAACCAGCAUGCUACUGCCAUUGUGAUCAUAUACCGAACACUAGGACGGUUUUUGCCUGAGAGCUAUGACCCUGACCGAAGGAGUUUAAGGUUACCCAAUCGGCCCAUCAUUAACACCCCUAUAAUCAGCACAAUAGUUUAUAGAGAUGGAGAAUCUUUACCAAAUCUUCUGGAGAGCCCCAUCACACUGGAGCAUGUCAUGAUGGAAACUGAGGAGAGAACAAAACCAGUUUGUGUAUUCUGGAACCACUCAACUACAAUUGGAGAAACAGGUGGUUGGUCCUCAAAAGGAUGUGAAAUGUUUUCCAGAAGCCAGAGUCAUGUCAUUUGCCAGUGCAACCACCUGACUAGUUUUGCUGUCCUAAUGGAUAUUUCAAAACGUGAAAAUGGUGAAGCACUUCCUCUGAAGAUUAUCACUUACACAACUGUGUCCAUCUCGCUGGCAGCUUUGCUGCUUACUUUUAUACUUCUUGUCUUGAUCCGAACGUUGCGUUCUAACCUGCACAGCAUCCACAAAAACCUAGUGGCUGCCCUGUUCUUCUCAGAGUUAGUCUUCCUUAUAGGAAUCAACCAGACAGAAAACCCAUUUGUGUGCACUGUGAUAGCCAUUCUUUUGCACUACUUCUACAUGAGCACAUUCGCUUGGAUGUUUGUUGAACAGCUUCAUAUCUACCGCAUGCUGACCGAAGUGAGGAACAUAAAUUUUGGACACAUGAGAUUCUACUAUGUCAUGGGUUGGGGGAUUCCUGCCAUUAUAACAGGUCUUGCUGUGGGCCUUGAUCCACAAGGAUAUGGGAAUCCAGAUUUCUGCUGGCUGUCUGUUCAUGACACCCUUAUUUGGAGCUUUGCAGGACCCAUCGUGAUUGUUGUGGUUAUCAAUAUCAUCAUCUUCAUAUUGGCAGUGAAAGCAUCAUGCAGACGAAGGCAGCGUUCACUGGAGAAAACUGGUAUCAUUUCUGUACUGCGGACUGCUUUCCUCCUCCUCCUGUUGAUCAGUGCUACCUGGUUGCUGGGUCUGAUGGCAGUGAACAGUGAUGUAAUGACAUUUCACUACCUCUUUGCCGUCUUUAGUUGUUUACAGGGCCUGUUCAUCUUUUUCUUCCACUGUAUUUUCAAUAAGGAAGUGAGGAAACAUUUGAAGAAUACUUUCACUGGAAAGAAGCCACUUCCAGAUGACUCCACAACAACAAGGGCUACAUUAUUAACACGAUCUCUCAACUGCAAUGACACAUACAUAGAGGAGCCAAAUAUGUAUCGCACUACAAUUGGUGAAUCCACAGUCUCCUUAGAAAGCACUGUCAGGUCAGCCAAGAGUCACAAUAGCUACCUUGCUCAUAUUCUCAGAGACGAAGCUGCCCAAAAGCUCAGCGUAUCGUCAAGCCAAGCGAGGGCCGGCCAUACAGAAGGUGAUUCCUCAAUCUUCCGCAGGAAACCAUCAAAAUCCCAUGAACAUGACUCUGAUUCUGAUAGCGAGUUGUCCCUUGAUGAGCACAGCAGUUCCUAUGCUUCCUCUCACUCUUCGGACAGCGAGGAAGACGCGAUUGAUGCAGAGAAGAAAUGGAACGCAGCCACUUCGAAAAGCAAUGAUCGAGGUCCACUUCACAGCACUCCCAAGGUUGAUUCACUUCCUAACCAUGUGAAAUCCUAUUGGCCAUCUGAGAGCAUAGCAGCAAGUGAUGGUGAGGAGCCAAGUGCAAAACAAAAGCUGAAAGUAGAAACCAAGGUUAAUGUAGAACUUCACCAGGAAAACCAAGCCAACCACAGCAGCGAAAUACCUCCAGAUAAAGAAAACGAAGUGCAGCAGAAGGAGAACAAACCAUUUUCUCAGCAGAAUCACCAGCAGCCUGAGCAGAGGAAAGGCAUACUGAAGAACAAAGUUACCUAUCCUCCUCCACUGGUAGACAAAAACAUCAAAAAUCGGCUGCGGGAAAAACUGUCAGAUUAUAAUCAAACCACAAUCUCAUCCAGAAUGACCGCUAUUGGAACAAAUAAUGGGAUUCGCUCCAAUUCAGACUCGGGGGUGACAGUAAAGAACCCAAGAAGAGAUCAACUUCCAGAACAAAUAAAUGGCUUGGCCAUGAAUCUCCAUGUAGGAACUGGUACUGCAGAGACCUCAGAUUCUGAAGGCAGUAAUGAAACUUCAAUUUGAAUCAUCAGGAAAUUGUGAUGACGGUUGCAACUUGGCGGGCUGCUCCACGGAGAUGGUUCUUCCUCUGGAUUCUGCACUCUCCUGUGCAGUCGGAAGGCGAAGGACAACAUCUGAGGGAUAUUUCGUGUGGUGGCCUACUUGUGAUCCUUGCAAGGGGCCUGCUGAAGCUACUUAGGGCACAUUCAGUGCCUGCCUGCAUACAUUGUGCCAAAAACACAUGGAGACCAAUAAAAUGGAACUCACUGUUGGCAAAGAAUGCCUCUCCAAAAUGCAGUUAGAGCCAUAGCUAUGCUGCAAGGGCUGCCAAGGAGGCCAAGGUAUACUACACUAACGAAUUACUUGAUAUAAGGAAGAAAUGGCCAGUAAUACAGCAUGUCAACCAUCACCUGAGCCCCAUCAGAACUCAAGGGGCAUCAGUGAUUUGUUCUGGUCCAACAGCAUAUCCAAACUCAGGAGAAAAACAUUUUAUCACACAAAGUGCCCUUGGAUUUCUUUGCCAGCUUCUACACCAGCUUGUGGUGGACUUUUUUGUCUUAAAUACCACCGUUUUGAUAUAAAUAUUAUAUAUAUAUAUAUAUAAUGCUGUAGAUAAUUUUAUAUAUUUUGUAUGGUGAUUUUUUUUGAAAAGGUUCUUUUGUACAUUUCAUGUGAACUGAUUUUCUUAAAUUUAGAAGCAGGAGAACAAUAAUUGUGAAAGAACAUUGAUAUUUUUUAUAUUAAAAAAAAAGAAUUGCACAAGUGUACUUGAAUUUGGCAUUUGAGGUGAAGGGGAACAUAACUAGCGUCUAUCAAAACUAACCCAGUUCUGCUACAGUCCUUACUUUUUUUUUAAAAAAAGGCUAUGAUAUAACUUGGGACAUUUCAAUGUAACUCGUUUUCAUAAGAAUUAGAAUUAUCUGAAAUUUUGACACCAAUCUACAAACAGGUAUUUGUGAAUUAUUUGUAAGACAUUCUGGCCCUUUCUUCACUUUCCAGACAUUUUUCUUUUUUUCCCUUCCUACCGAGCUCAUAUCCUGCCUUCAGUUUAGGUUUUCAAAUUGUUCUUUUUUACAGUAUUGUCUAGUUUUAUAUUACAAUUUGUGUACUUUUUCCUUAGAAAAAAAUAUUAUCAUGGGAGUUUCUGUCAACAGUCCCUUCUCCCAUCUG
Messenger RNA from Anolis carolinensis (green anole), 11141 nucleotides. It is a transcript of the gene celsr1, whose product is annotated as cadherin EGF LAG seven-pass G-type receptor 1. Lineage: Eukaryota; Metazoa; Chordata; Lepidosauria; Squamata; Anolidae. Gene Ontology annotation, biological process: G protein-coupled receptor signaling pathway; cell surface receptor signaling pathway; homophilic cell-cell adhesion. Gene Ontology annotation, molecular function: G protein-coupled receptor activity; calcium ion binding. Gene Ontology annotation, cellular component: plasma membrane. The coding region runs from base 465 to 9995 and encodes 3176 amino acids. The record is from RefSeq and is a predicted model, not a curated record. The transcript has 35 exons.